CCUCGCUAUACCGCACUCUACGACAGUUUUGGCAGAAUAAAAGCUGAGGAUGCCGCAUCUUUCCCGCAUUGCUCGUCGUGAUUCAGCGGCUUGGACCACAAUCUCCGCGCCCGGCUCCUCCUCUCCACCACAAUCCUUCGACCCCGUCACUCGGUAACCAGGGCCGUACUGAACAUGGUGCGAACACCUCGACGACACGGUAUCACCCUGCAACCUCCGAUCCUGCAGGACCUGCAGCGCGGGAGCCAGGGUCCCACAUGUUGGUGCAAUUUUGACAGUAGUAUUGUAUCAUGCAAUUGGUCUGUGAUGGCCGCACCACAACGUCGUCGGGGAGGUUCCAUGCUGGAGGAGCUACUACCAAGUUUACUCAUCCUCAAGGGCCUGGAGUCUGGGGAUAUCUCGAAGAAAGACGCCGAGCUCAGUCGCACGCUUCACGGGGUACAGCAUGAACGACGGCCGAGAACGAUACCGCCCCGGAGGCCUCGUCGCGUAUCCAACGCAGUGGUGACGCAACGCAUCACCAACGGCAGGCCCUUUCGCUUCUUCGAACUACCGCAGGAAAUCAGGGAUGAAGUCUACUCACACCUCGUGGUGCGCAGGACAUCGCGCUCUUUACCCAUACUCGACGCAACGACCAUACUCAAUGACCGGAAGAAACGCUUAGCCGCACUCAAGUCACGAGAACGACUGAACCAACGGCGACUUUCGACAGGAAAACGCCCAGUAUGUCCCCGGACAGCCGAACCAGAGCCGCUUCUUCACCUAGAACUCCUCAGAGCAUCUCAAAGACUAGCCGGCGAAGCAACAGACUGCAUGUACACCAACAACUGGUUUGCCAUCUCCCUCAAUAAACUCCCAGUUCCGACCUACGAGAUCCCACACGGCUGGGACCUUUCACGCGUCAAACGCCUACAAGUGGAACUUCAGCUGAAAGACGCUAUACGAAUGAACCGAUACGUCGACUGGGCUUCUUUCUUCUCCGCGCUCCCCUCAUUACAAUUUCUCCGCAUCGUCCCCACGCUCCAUACCCGGUACUACGAAUGGUCGCAUCCAGAAUUCCAUGAAUGGUCAACCACCCCAUUUGUCCACAAGGCCUUUUUUCGGGAACUACUAGCCGCUAUACCGGCCUAUGUAGAUCUGAAGAUCGGCCGAGCGAUGGGAGAUGCGAGCGAUGACGUACAGAUGCAAGGAGAAGUCUUUCUGCAUCGAAAGUAUCUUUGGGACAUGUAUGCGGAGUUGGGGAGUAGGACGGAUGGCGCGGGUAGGCGGAUCGGAGUGGAGAGGAUUGUAUCAUAGCAUGAUGACGGAGUUAUUCUGCAUUUACGAAAAGCGUAUGUAUAUUAUGGGUCUUAUCUAUUUCUGCGCGGGAGCCUAUAGUUUUGUUUU
Alternaria rosae is the source of this 1386-nucleotide messenger RNA. RefSeq lists its product as uncharacterized. Lineage: Eukaryota; Fungi; Ascomycota; Dothideomycetes; Pleosporales; Pleosporaceae. The coding region runs from base 175 to 1296 and encodes 373 amino acids. The transcript has 3 exons. The record is from RefSeq and is a predicted model, not a curated record.